This is a messenger RNA of Cornus florida, 1127 nucleotides long. Its product is annotated as protein DMP8-like. The record is from RefSeq and is a predicted model, not a curated record. Bases 8 to 679 code for a protein of 223 amino acids. Gene Ontology annotation, biological process: endomembrane system organization. Lineage: Eukaryota; Viridiplantae; Streptophyta; Magnoliopsida; Cornales; Cornaceae. The transcript has a single exon.
CCAAGAAAUGGAGCAAACUGAAGAUAUUGGAAUCAAAGUCUACAACACCCCACUACACGAUAUUGAUGAGGAUGGUCCAGACACCACCAUUCCCUCCCCUGAUCAUCUUCAGUCUGCCCCGGGAGAAGGCCGCGGCCGGAAAAAGCGCGCCAUGGCAAAGGGAGUGCAGAAAACCCUCUCGAAAACCUCGAUGCUCGCCAACUUCCUCCCCACCGGAACCCUUCUCACAUUCGAGAUGGUCAUCCCUUCAGUCUACCACAAUGGCAGUUGCACUCAUGUCAGCACCAUGAUGAUCACUUUCCUAUUGGUCCUCUGCUGUCUCUCCUGCUUUUUCUUUCACUUCACCGACAGUUUUCGCGGUCCGGACGGGAAGGUCUACUAUGGGUUUGUGACCCCUAAUGGUUUGGCAGUGUUCAAGCCUGGCCUUGGAGUGCAUGUGCCCAAAGAGGAGAGGUUUAUGCUUAGUUUUAGGGACUUUGUGCAUGCCAUCAUGUCUGUGAUGGUGUUUACGGCGAUCGCGUUUUCGGAUCAUCGGGUCACUAACUGUGUUUUUCCAGGGCAUGAGAAGGAGAUGGAUGAGGUGAUGGAGAGUUUUCCAUUGAUGGUUGGUAUUGUUUGUAGCAGUUUGUUUCUUGUGUUCCCUAAUACUCGAUAUGGUAUUGGGUGCAUGGCUACAUGAUUCAUUAGGGUUGGUAUUGCACUUACUAAUGCUCUUGCAUUAGGGUUUGAUAUUAAUUUGUAUUAUUAUAAUUAUUAUGAGAGUUUGAUCCUUGAGACAUGGAUUUAUUUAGAAUAAAUUGUCUCAAUUUAUUGGAACUCAUUUUCAAUUUCUUUUCUUUUUUUUUUCCUUCUUGAAUGUCAAGUAUUUUAGGACAUCAUAGCUAGAGCAGAUAUUAGGGUUCUAUUUUCAUCAUUAAAAAAAAUAUAUGUUGAUCGUGAGAUUGUAUUGAUAGAAAUUAUAUGUUAUGCCUAAUUAUAAUUGCAAGAAAUAACUUUCACAUAGGACAUAACAGAAUGACGAGGGUUCGAAUCUCCAAAACAACAAAGUGAAUGUGUGAAUGUAACGUCCGGAUGUAGUGUGUGCGAGUUUGUUGCCAAAAAUAAAAAAUAAAAAAAAUAAAAACCCA